CGGUGUCUCUUGUAUUGCACUCUGCACCUUCUUCCCCAAAGACUGACCUUUUUGCCUCUUCAGGGAAGAUUUACGCUCUAAUGGAGGGCUGCACCACCAGCGGACUGUGGCUGUUCAUCUUGUUACUAGGAUGUGGGCGACUCUCUGCAUUCAAUUUGGACACAGAAAAAGUCCUGCAGAGAAAUGGAGACCCGGGGAGCCUGUUUGGCUUUUCUCUCGCACUGCACCAACAAGUUAGGCCAGAGGACAAGAGAAUACUACUGGUUGGAGCGCCACAAGCCAAAGCGAUGAAUAAGCAGAAAUCUAAAGUGACAGGAGGAGUCUACAAGUGUGAAAUCAGCCCCAACCCCAGUGAUUGCCAAAGAAUUUUGUUUGAUAACGAUGAAAAUUUAUCAAUCGAAAAAAAAGAAAAUCAGUGGAUGGGGGUGUCGGUCAACAGUCAAGGGCCAGGAGGCAAAAUUAUAACAUGUGCCCAUCGGUACCAGGAGUUCAAAUCUCAAACCCGUAACAUCCUCGGCCGCUGCUAUGUGCUAAGCCAAGACGCAACUCUUAAAGCAUCAAUGGAAGAUGGAGUGGAAGAUGGAGGUAACUGGCAUUUUUGUAAAGGUCGGAACCCGGGCCAUCAGCUGUUUGGCUCCUGCCAGCAGGGCGUCUCUGUUGCAUUCGACAUGGAGUACCGCUAUUUCAUCUUUGGAGCACCAGGAGCUUAUGACUGGAAAGGCUUGGUGCACAUGGAGCAAAGGAACGACACUCUUUAUGACCUGGGUUUAUAUGAUGAGGUGACGUUGGAAACGGGAGGUGAGAAGGAGAAAAAUCCGGAAAAGGUUCCUACUCCUGACAACAGCUACUUGGGUUUCUCCAUGGCCGUUGGACAAGCUUUGACCAAUAAAGGUCAGCUGACGGUGGUGGCUGGAGCUCCCAGAGCUUACUACAGUGGAGCGGUGGUUCUGCUAAAGAAAGGCUCUAAGGAUCGCAGAGACAUGCUUGAGGAGUUCACCCUCAAAGGGGAGGGCCUGGCUUCCUCCUUUGGAUAUGAUCUGACUGUGCUGGAUCUCAACGGGGAUGGCUGGGAUGACAUAGUUGUUGGAGCCCCUCAGUACUUUGAGAAGGACUCGGAAAUUGGAGGAGCUGUCUACGUUUACAUCAACAAGGCUGGAAAGUGGAACAAAGUCGAACCAAAAAGAAUAGAUGGACCUGCAGAUUCCAUGUUUGGCCUCGCCGUGGAAAAACUUGGCGAUAUCAACCAGGACGGUUACCAUGAUUUUGCAGUGGGAGCUCCUUAUGAAAACAAUGGGGCAGGAAAGGUCCACAUUUUCCAUGGAUCAGCCACAGAAGGAUUCGGAAAAAAACCCACACAGGUUUUGUCCAGGGAGUCGGGAGUGAGGCAGUUCGGCUAUUCAUUAGCAGGCAACAUGGACCUGGACAAGAACUCGUACCCAGACCUGGCUGUCGGAUCCCUCUCAGACUCUGUCUUUAUCUAUAAAACCCGACCAGUUGUUGGCAUUGAGAAGAAAAUCACUAUUACACCCCCAAAAAUUGACCUCACCAAGAAGAACUGUCCUGAAGGUGUCUGCCUGAAAGUUGAAGCAUGCUUCCGCUACACUGCUGGCGCACAGAGCUCUUCUCCCCCGCUGACGAUGAAGUACCAUUUUGAAGUGGACGCUGAGCGCAAGAAAAACAAUCUUGACCCCAGGGGGACGUUUACCGAUCUGGAAAAUCUGUCCACCGGGCUCAUUACCAUGGAUCCAAAAGAGCUGCAAAAAUGCGUCACUCGUACUCUUGUCAUGAAGGACAAUAUUAAGGACAAGCUACGCGGGAUCCCCAUCGAUGUUUCUGUGAACGUCCAGAAUGCGAAACGUAAACGAAGACAGACCCAGGACGCUCAACUUGCACCCGUCCUGGAUCCCAAAGACUCAGAACCAUUUCGAUCAAAUGUGGCAUUUUUGAAAGAUGGAUGUGGCGACGAUGACCUGUGCACAAGCAACCUGAUGCUAAAAUAUCGCUAUGUCUACAUAGAUGGAGACAACGUUCAUCCUUUAGAAAUGGAAAAUGGAGUACCAGUGAUCUCGCUAAGUGGCCGAAAAAGCGCUGCCCUGGAAGUGACAGUGACCAAUCCAAAGGGAGAAGAUGCAUAUGAAGCUUUUGUGGUUGCCAACUUCCCCAGAUCUGUGACCUAUGCUGCAUACAUGCUUAAAGCUGGACAAGUCUCCUGCAACCCAAACCUAAAUGGAUCCAAGGUUGACUGUGACGUUGGGAACCCUUUCAAACGUGACUCAGAGACAACCUUCUACAUCCUGUUCGAUAUCACCAACACGACCGAAGUGGAAAUUGAUCUCAAGUUAAAAACGACAAGUGUGCAGCUGGAUCUGAUGAAUGUGAAAGCAAAGGCCAAGGUGGCCAUCACGCUGAAGCUGUCCUUAUCAGGGCAAGUUGAACCAUCUCAGGUCUACUACAAUGGAGACUCCAAAGGAGUGACGGACGUUAAGACUGAAAGUGAGAUUGGCAGUGGCAUGAAAUACUGGUUCACUAUAAUCAACCGAGGAAAGCGACUGAAAGACAUUGGAAAGGUCACCCUUCACAUAGAGUGGCCAAAGAUGACAGAGAAAAACAAUCAUCUGCUCUACCUGAUGGCGAUCAGCUCCACAGGACUGAAGAAGAUGGAGUGCUCUCCUGAGAAGGAGAUCAACUAUCUUGGGAAGAAACCGAUUAACAGAAAAAGAAGAAGCAUUUUCAAAGGAUUCAAUGGGACACUUUCACGCUUCACUGGCGAAAAGAAGCACAAGACUUUGUCGUGUGACAGCGGAGCAAAAUGUGUGACGAUGAAGUGCCUCCUGGGUGACCUGGACUACAAGGCGACCAUCGUUCUGAGCUCUCGCCUGUGGAAUAACACUUUUGUAGAGGAAUAUUCAAGCUACAAUUAUGUGGAUGUGAUGGUGAAGGCGUCGCUUCAUGUUGACAGCUCCACAAAAAUAGCAAUGGACGAGGGUGCAGAGACCCAGGUGAGGUUUUCCGUGUUUCCAGAGAGACGUUCGGCUCGGUACGGAGGAGUGGCCUGGUGGAUCAUUUUUCUGACCAUCCUGUUCCUCCUGCUGCUGCUGGCCCUGCUGGCUUUCCUUCUUUGGAAGUGUGGAGUCUUCCAGAGAAAUAAGGAGGAUUCAUCAGACAAAGAGAAGCUGACAUCAAACGCGUGAAAAGUCAGUGGGAACAAAAAUAGCAAUGGACGAUAGCAGCUAUUUUUCAAAUGUUACCAAACACUGGAUCAGGUGGAAGAAAAAACUUUGAGAAAGCAAAAAAAAGUGUGGAUAACAACGCACGACACGAAUUCUUUAAUGUAUAUAGUCUUUUUUUUUUGUACAUCGAGAUGAAAAUUUGGAAAUAUAAUUUUGAAAAAUUAAGGUGUUGAGGAUCAGAUAUGAAACGUGGUUGUUGAGGGGUUUGAGAGGGCUUUUUAAAUUAAAUUUAGGAGAAACACUGUACUGCAUCAGAGCCAAAAGCAAUGGGUUUUCAUGUGGUGCAGAUAGCACUUAGUUUGGCAGCUGUAAAGAAAAGUUUUUAUAUUUUUAAAGGAAUUUCUUCUGCUCUCGCAAGGACUAUUUUCAAGCCAAUAAGCAUAAAGUGUAAAUACUCAUGACGAAAGCAAAAUGCAACCGUUCCCCAGCAUAGAGUUUGUACUACGAGAUCAAGCAUUUGUAUUCUCCACAUCAGUGCAGAUGACAUUUUGCCAGUUUUUAAUUUCUAGACAGAUUUGCGUAUGUGUUGCCAUACAGUAAACCUUCAUCUAAUACACAGCUGCCAGAUAUGUUGAGUUCAAAUGAAUGUUUUUUUUAUACUUUUGAAUAAAAUGUUAAUUUUC
Molecule: messenger RNA, 3853 nt
Organism: Poeciliopsis prolifica (blackstripe livebearer)
Lineage: Eukaryota; Metazoa; Chordata; Actinopteri; Cyprinodontiformes; Poeciliidae
Product: integrin alpha-6-like
Exons: 26
Coding region: 81-3191 (1036 amino acids)
Biological process (GO): integrin-mediated signaling pathway; cell-cell adhesion; leukocyte migration
Cellular component (GO): integrin complex; external side of plasma membrane
Molecular function (GO): integrin binding
Source: RefSeq, a predicted model, not a curated record